AUGGCCCAUGCACAUCUCAACAAGAAGGCGCAAGAGCUCAAGGCACUGCAUCAACCCGGGACGCCGGUGAUCUUGGCCAACGUGUGGGACAUGGCAUCCGCACGGGCGGUCGGCUCCCUACCCAACGCCAAAGCCAUUGCAACUGCGUCCUAUGCUGUGGCACUGGCGAAUGGCACAGAGGACGCGACCCUGACCCUGGACAUCAAUGUGUCGGCAACUCAAGCCAUUGGAAAGAUUGCCGCCGAGCUCGACAAACCAUUGUCUGUCGACUUGCAGGACGGCUAUGGCACUCGUCUUGAAGACGCCAUUUCCGGUAUCAUUGCCGCUGGAGCGGUGGGUGCCAACAUCGAAGACGUGGACAAGGAUACUGGUGUGCAGUACUCACCCUCCGAAGCAGCAGAUAGAAUUGUUCGCGCAUUGGCAACCGCGAAGAGCGCUGGAGUUCCUGACUUCGUUGUCAACGCCCGCUGUGAUACCUUGCUCAGGGGAACUGGAGAUGUGGCAGAGACUAUCUCACGGGGCAAAAAGUAUCUUGAAGCUGGCGCGACAACUGUUUUCGUCCUUGGAGGUUCUAAACGGGGUGGUUUGUCAAGCGAAGAGGUGAAGCAGUUGACCAAGGGACUGGAUGGCAGAUUGAAUGUCUCUGUUGUCUUAGCAGAAGGGAAACUGACUGUGAAAGAUGUGGAAGACAUCGGCGUCAGCAGAAUUAGCAUUGGACCGCAAUUGCUUCUAAAGGCAAUGCAGGGUGUCAAGGCAGAAGCCGAAAAACUCCUGAGCAGGUCCUAG
Molecule: messenger RNA, 786 nt
Organism: Exophiala aquamarina CBS 119918
Lineage: Eukaryota; Fungi; Ascomycota; Eurotiomycetes; Chaetothyriales; Herpotrichiellaceae
Exons: 1
Coding region: 1-786 (261 amino acids)
Molecular function (GO): catalytic activity
Source: RefSeq, a predicted model, not a curated record